Peronospora belbahrii is the source of this 696-nucleotide messenger RNA. The record is from the annotation of a GenBank genome assembly. Lineage: Eukaryota; Oomycota; Peronosporomycetes; Peronosporales; Peronosporaceae.
AUGAACAAGUUGCGUCGAGUCUGGGAUAAUGCAGCUAAUGCCGUGUUUUACAAGCUCAAAACCAAUGAUAAUGAGCUUAUACGUGCUGCGAGCAACGCCAGGGAUCGUGCACAACAGAUAGCUGCUGAUGCAGCGAAUACUGCCAAGCAUCGACUACAGUUGAAUGCAAAGGAAGUCAAGGACGCUGCCCAAUAUAAAAUGAAAGAUAUGCAGAAGAUAGUCAGUCACAAGGUGGAGAAAGUAAGUACUUCAGCUAUCACCAAGGCCCGUGGUGUCGGCAACACGAUGCUGCACAAUUUGCGCUGCAACCAGGACUAUGCCACGCGUCAGUUGAAAGAAAACGCCAAGAUACUGCAGCGCUCGGCGAGUGACACUGUCAUCAAUAUAAAGCAGCGCACACAGCAGAAUGCAAUCGAUGCAGCUAGCGCUUCUCAGGAGCGUGCUCGAUCUUUUGUGUCCAAGACCGUCGGAAAGCUAAAACGUACGUCGUCAUCGACGGUAGAGGCAAAUCAUCUACGGAGGAGCGCCCGCAGAGUGCGCAAUAAACUGUUAGUGCUGGGAUUUGCCGGCGUAUUUCUCUACGGCUUUGGGUCGGCCAUGCCUUUUGCCAUGGCGAAGUACGCAGUGGAGAGAGCUAAACUCGCGGAGGUGGUAGCACCGACAGACGAUGCCGCUGCAUCUGCUGUGAAGAAGUGA